Messenger RNA from Entrophospora candida, 1380 nucleotides. Lineage: Eukaryota; Fungi; Glomeromycota; Glomeromycetes; Entrophosporales; Entrophosporaceae. The record is from the annotation of a GenBank genome assembly.
AUGUCAAAAGAAAAAGAAACUACCUCAACCGAAAUUACAAAUGAAGAACCAGAUAAUAAUAACGAUACUAGAUCAAAUGACAAUAAUUCGGAUCAAAAAGAAAUACCAUUUGAUUAUUCAAAGUUUCUUAAGCAAAUAGAUCAUAAAAAUGCAACAAAAAUUGCAAGAAUGGUUAAAAAUUUUGAAUUAGAAUUUGAAAGGCAUCCUAGAACAAUUAAUGAUCAAAUCAAAUUUGUGCGCGAAUUUUUAGACUUUAUAACAGGAAAAAUGCGUGAAUGUGAGUUGUGGAGGAAUGCAUCAGAACAAGAAUUUGAAAACGCAAAAGAAGGAAUAGAAAAAUUAGUGAUGAAUAGAUUACACAAAUUAACUUUUACACCUGCAAUUAAAGGACCACCCGUUACUGAUGAUAUAGAGCGUGAUAAUAUUUUAUAUCAAAAAAUCGAAAUAUUUAGAUGGGUUAGAGAACAACAUUUAGAUAUUCCGAUUACUCCACACAAUGAAGCAUUUUUGGACUUUGCUAAAAAAGAAUUAUUAAAGAUAAAUGAUUAUAAAGCUCCAAGAGAUAAGCUUAUUUGCAUACUUAAUUGUUGUAAAGUUAUAUAUGGUUUAAUAAAACUUGUUGAUGGUGAAGAAGGAGCUGAUAAAUUUUUACCAGUAUUAAUUUUUGUUAUUUUAAAAGCAAAUCCCGAAUAUUUGAUGUCUAAUGUUCAAUUUAGGACUCCAGAAAAAUUACAAUCUGAAGCUGGUUAUUAUUUAUCUAGUUUAAUGAGUGCAAUUUCUUUUAUUGAAAAUAUGGACCUCCAUUCAUUGACCAUAACAAAAGAAGAAUUUGACAAAAAUAUUGAGAUGACAAUGAAGGAGCUUGACAAAGAACGACCAAAACUUGCAGAAAAUACUCGAGAAAUUAAUUACGAAAAUGCCAUACAUCCAUUAUCCAGAUCAAUUGCUCAGAAUAAUAAUAAAGCACCAUAUAAUAAUGCUUCUAUCAACACCACCAAUGCCACUACUAAUUUCACUGCUAAUGCAUCUAAUAACUCCCAACGAUUAUCAACAAAUGAACUAAUGGAAAGGUCAUUAUCAUUAGAAUCCACAUCAUCUCAUGAUUCACGUGAUUAUGCUCAUAUAGAAGAAGAAGUCAACCGAGUUACCAAACGAGAUAUCCAAAAAUCAUUAGAAUCGCUUAAAAACAUGUUCCCCAACAUAGAAUCAGAUUUAUGUAAAGAGGUUUUUUAUGGUAAAGAGUGUAAUAUAAAUGAGGCGAUUGAUAAAUUGCUGGAAAUUGCUAGCCCGUUUUUAACGACUAAGAGUGAGCAUGGGGAAGGGGAUGCGAUUGAUUUUAUUGAUUUGAAUAAACUUUCACUUGAUCCUGAAAAUAAUAUU